AUGGGCGACGAGUACUCCGAAGAGUCGAAGCAACAAGGUGUCAAGCGUCCACAGGACGCUUCCGACGGUCCGGCCAACAAGAAGGCGCACUUCGGACAGGAGGAAGAGGGUGGCGACCAUCUCUCCAUCAAGAUCCUGAUCCCAUCCAGCGCCGUCGGUGCCAUCAUUGGAAAGGGUGGAGAGGCGAUGCGAAACCUGAAGACUGACAAUAAUUGUCGCGUUCAAAUGAGCAAGAACAGCGAGACGUAUCCAGGAACUUCGGAGCGCAUCUGUCUCGUCAAAGGACGUCUCAACAACAUUAUGUCGGUCAUCGAGUCGAUUCAAGACAAGAUCCGCGAGAAGUGCGCUGAUCAGGCUGGCAGCGACGCUUUCGAUCAUAAGAACACCUCUCGUGGAAAUGAGAUUAAGAUCGUUAUGCCGAACACCUCUGCUGGUAUGGUUAUUGGAAAGUCUGGUGCCAAUAUCAAGGAUAUUCGUGAGCAAUUCGGGUGCCAGAUUCAAGUCUAUCCAAAGGCCGGAUCUGUUGAGGCGAAGACCUCGUUGGAGAGAGUUGUCACUGUCGCUCAUGACGAGUCUGGGGCUCUUCUUCAAGCAGCUUCCCGUGUUCUCGAGAAGGUCGCUUCAGACCCCCAUCACUCUUCUGAAAUCAACAAAGAAGACUUUGGCAAGGCACCCUCCAGCAACACGCCAUCCGGCGGUAACCAAUCCUCAAACGCUCCGUUCCAACAGGCUCCGGCGUUCAACGGUGGCGGCGGUCAAGGUGGAAUGAACGUCGGAUCCGCCGGAUUCGGUGGCGGACAAGGUGGCGGUGGAUACGGAAACCAGGGGCAGUUUGGAGGCGGUGGCGGCGGUGGACCACAGUUUGGAAAUGGGAAUCCGAAUGCAAAGUAUCCGAUGAAUGGGUUGGGUAAUAAUGAGUUGCUCUCGUUCUUGGACAACUUGCAAUCCACACUUCGUACGUCCGGAUUCAAUGAGCAAAGUGUGUCGGAGGUCAUGCAGGCUAUGCAGGUUCUCGCCAAGUACAACAUCAUGGGUCUCGGCCUUGGCCUCGGUGUCGCCGCGAUGGCUCAAAUGCGUACCGGACAGGAGUCGCAGAUUUCGUCCAACCACGGAUCGGCUGGCUUCGGCGACGGAUACGGUGGCAAUCCGGGGGUGCAAGGAGGUGUCCAAGGGGGUCAAGGAGGGCAGGGAGAUCAGUCUUACUGGCGUCGCUGA
Caenorhabditis briggsae is the source of this 1215-nucleotide messenger RNA. The transcript is spliced from 5 exons. The record is from RefSeq and is a predicted model, not a curated record. Gene Ontology annotation, molecular function: mRNA binding. Gene Ontology annotation, biological process: regulation of alternative mRNA splicing, via spliceosome; mRNA splicing, via spliceosome. Gene Ontology annotation, cellular component: cytoplasm; nucleus. Lineage: Eukaryota; Metazoa; Nematoda; Chromadorea; Rhabditida; Rhabditidae. Bases 1 to 1215 code for a protein of 404 amino acids.